Messenger RNA from Panicum hallii, 372 nucleotides. RefSeq names its product classical arabinogalactan protein 4-like. Bases 1 to 372 code for a protein of 123 amino acids. The transcript has a single exon. Lineage: Eukaryota; Viridiplantae; Streptophyta; Magnoliopsida; Poales; Poaceae. The record is from RefSeq and is a predicted model, not a curated record.
AUGGCCGCUCGCUUCGCCGCCGCCCUCGUCGCACUCCUCGUGCUCUUCGCCGCCGCCGCAACGGCGCAGGCCCCGGCCGCGUCGCCCAAGAGUGCGCCGGCUCCGGCGCCGCCCAAGAUGGCCCCGCCGCCGAAGUCCCCCGCGGCUUCACCGCCCGCGCCGCCCAUGGCGACCCCGGUCUCCGCACCCUCGGCCGCCGUCCCGGCCAUGAGCCCGUUGGGCGCCGGUAUCGGCGACGCGCUGCCCCCGGCUGGUGCCUCCGUCCUGACCCCUGCCGCUGCGCCCGCCACUGAGAAGAGCGCCGCCGCGUCUGCUGCAGCCGCCAGCUUCGUCGCCGUCGCCGGCUCUGUGGUCGCAGCCGUCGUGUUCUAG